CUGGACCAAUAUCAAACAAGACUCAAGAGCAUCAAAAUAACACGCUGUUCUCAAUCUAACGUGUUUUUUAUCAGUCGUUAUUAAAUCUAUUAUGGAUCAAGAACGAGAGGAAGGUGAAAUGAGCGAUGACACUGAAAUGUUUGUCGAUAAUCUUGAAAAAUCAAUAGCUGAAUCUAAUGUUGAUUGUACCGUGUUGUACAAAGCAGAGAAGUCUGGCUUGAUAGUGCAGAAACUGGAAAAGAUAGAUGCAGCCAAAAUUGAGGAGAGAGCUAAAAGAUUUGGUCUUAAUUUGACUGGCAGCAGAGUGGUUACCCAAAGGCAAAUUGAUGAACUAUAUGCCAACUGUGGAAUUGAAAGUGGCAAUGAAAGGCAUUUCCGUUUUGAUACUAUCCAUUUGAGUGGAGUAAAUGGAUUGAGUACAAAGGAUGUAUUUGAAUAUUUAGAAGAUUUUAAGCCAGUGUCCUUAGAGAAGUUGGAUGAAAAUUCAUGUAAUGUUGUAUGCCAGGAUCAUAUAUCAGCAGCAUUAGCAAUAUUAGUCCAUUCUAGAGAAAUUAAAAAUGAAGAAAUAAAAGAUAUGCUUGCUAAAAAAUCACCUCACCAUUGGAGGGAAGGAGUUCCACAUCCAAAGCAAGACUUCAUUUUAAUUAGAUUUGCAACAAAUGGUGAUAAAAAAGUAACAAAACAAAAACCUGAAAUCAAGCAGUCUGAUAUUUACUGUGAUCAAACUAUGGAUUCUGUUUGUAAAAAUCCCUGGGGUGACCUCUGUAAAUCUUGGGGUGUAUAUGACCACCAAGAAAUUUUCCACAGAAAAUUGCCACCUAAGCAUGCUUAUGAAGAUGAUUCGGAAGAACAUAGUGAAAGUAUUCAAAUAAAGAAUAGGCAGCUCGCUAUGCGACUUGGGAAACGAACACACAAUGUUGAAGAAUGUGAAAAUAGUGAUUCAGAUUCAGAAUGGAAGAGUAAAUCUAAAACACCCAGAAUGAGAAUGCAUGCUGACGACGAAGAAUCCAAAAUAAAAAAAAAACAACAUGUACAACUCUCUAGAGAAGCAUCAGAAGACAGGGAGACGUUUGCUCCUCUGUCUAUUGAAGUGAUAAAUUGUCGUAGUAAUUAUGUGCCUCGGGAAUCAACAAUUUUAUCAGAUAAAUUUAGGAACCAAGUAGCAAGUAAGAGACAGAUGCAAAAAGAAAGUGUACAAUCUAGGCUAGGGAUUAAAGUCCCAGUUGCAGAUGAUAACUACAGUGAAGAUUCUUCAUCAGACAGUGUUGAUCAUAAUAUUAUGAGCAGAGUACAAAAAGUAACUAGUAAAACAAGAAGUGAAAGUGUGUGGUCAAGAUUAGAAACUAAGCAGAAUAGUGGCGGUGCGAGGAGUGAUUUGAGACAGAUUUUGAAGUCAAAGAAGCACAAGUCCUCAGAUGACUUAAGAGGCAGACUUGCCAAAUCAAAACACUCGAACCUCAGAAUCGAGAUAGAUAAUACUUACGCUUCUUAAUAGUAUUUUAUUUACUUUUUACUUAGAUAGUAUAAUUAUAUUUAGUUAAGUAUAGAGAUCUAUAAUAGCUUAAGUUUCAUCUCAAAAGUUGUUGCUUUAGUUAUAAAUACAAACAUUUUUGACAAUAAAUAAGCAACUUACUAAGCAUAUUAAGUUUGUGAGAGAGUUUGUAGCUAUAAUUAUUUUAUAUUCAGGAAUAACAUCUUUUUUUUUACUUUAUCUUUUACAAACGUAUCUAUCUCAUUAUUAUGUUGGCUUUUGGUAUUACAAUUUUUGUUGGUUUACAUUUUGUGGAAUAAAGUCGAAACAAUAAUAUUGGCCUCACUAGGAUAAUAAGUAGGUAGGUAUAUUGAUAGAAUAAUUGAAAAUACUACAACAUUUUUAUUGUAUAAUUUUGAAAAUCCUAAAAAAACUACAAAUUACUAAAUAAUAAGAUAAUUAAAAACGUGAUAAAUGUAUUAAAUAAAUAGCAUGAAAAUCUAUUUAUUCAUAGUGAUGUUUUGGCAAUUAUUAUUGUACUUAUUGGGUACAAGUGUGUCUAUAAAAAAUAUUUAAAAAUUAAUAACAAUAAAAUUAGUGCAGGUAAAAUGCAGUUGUUGUUGUAUCAUACAUAAGUUAUUGGUAAAAAUUAUCCGUAAAUAACUUUUCAGAAAACCAAUUUUUGCCGGGUCUUUCGUAAAAUUGCGAAAACUCAUCCCAUGAAAGAAAAACCAAAUUAAAAUGGGUUGUAAAUAUGUGUGAUAAUGUGAUAUAGAGCACUUUAUUUCACUGCACAAUUAAUACUAUCAAUAGUCAGUUCACACCGAGACAAGACGCGAUAUACACACACAUUCACCCAAAAUUUAACUUAUUUUUUUUCAUAAAGCAAAUAGCUUUAUGAAAAAAAAAUGUGUCGUAUUUCAUAUUUUUGUGUUUAAAAAGUUGUGUUCAAGUUAAUGAGAUAAAUCAUAAGUCGAGAUGAAGUACGGAAUAAAACGACAGUCGACGACUAUCAAGUCAUAGUAUGUUUAAUAUAAAUUUGUGCUGGUUUGUGUUAAGUGCACUUAAUUAGUACAUAUAUAAUCAUAUUUUAUAAAUAAUCAUCAGUAAAUCGACUUUUGGAAAAAAAAACUAUGUUUAACAUUUAUUCAUUAGUACAUAAUACAAAAACGUGUAAGUAAAAUUAAAUUCGAAAGACGAGAGUAUUAUUGUUUUUCUAAAAUAUAAGUAUAUUUAAAUCGAUAAGUACCUAUAUAUUUUACAAUUGAUUUAUUAUAAUGGCCGACGAUCUUAUAAUUUACUGAAAAUGUCUGUUACCUAUAUAGGUAACAUUUUUUUAUUAAGACUCCAAAUAAAAUAAUAUUUAACCACU
Molecule: messenger RNA, 2843 nt
Organism: Amyelois transitella
Lineage: Eukaryota; Metazoa; Arthropoda; Insecta; Lepidoptera; Pyralidae
Product: nuclear cap-binding protein subunit 3
Exons: 3
Coding region: 92-1492 (466 amino acids)
Cellular component (GO): nucleus; cytosol
Molecular function (GO): mRNA binding; RNA 7-methylguanosine cap binding
Source: RefSeq, a predicted model, not a curated record